Molecule: messenger RNA, 3062 nt
Organism: Aspergillus wentii DTO 134E9
Lineage: Eukaryota; Fungi; Ascomycota; Eurotiomycetes; Eurotiales; Aspergillaceae
Gene: ysh1
Product: cleavage polyadenylation factor subunit YSH1
Exons: 5
Coding region: 291-2870 (859 amino acids)
Biological process (GO): mRNA 3'-end processing by stem-loop binding and cleavage
Cellular component (GO): mRNA cleavage and polyadenylation specificity factor complex
Molecular function (GO): 5'-3' exonuclease activity; RNA endonuclease activity; RNA binding
Source: RefSeq, a predicted model, not a curated record
GUGUAACACUGGCAGUGGAUGCUGCUCAUUCCUGACAAUUGAACGCGAUUCACCCACUGAAUAUUGCAUUCACUUUCACCUCAAGGGAAUCUGCUCUCCUGUGCUCCGUGCCGGUCAUGAUCUUGUCGCGCCGCGACAUUUGAAAGACCGUCAAAUCGAGGCGGCUUCAAUCGGGCUCUCCUAACUUUCUGCUCAUAUAGCUAUCACUUACUCCUCAGAUUACGAUAAAAAAGCUCUUUGACGAGAUAAUCCCACGAUAAUACGAUCAUCUGAUAUAAACGAGUUGCACCAUGGCCGCAAAGCGCAAGGCGUCGGCCCUUAACGCCGCCAUCGAUGAUGAGCCUGUCGACCCGUCCGAUGAACUGGCUUUUUACUGCCUAGGUGGAGGUAACGAGGUCGGACGAUCAUGUCACAUUAUUGAAUAUAAGGGAAAAACUGUCAUGCUUGACGCUGGCAUGCAUCCCGCGAAAGAAGGGUUCUCUGCGCUUCCUUUCUUCGAUGAGUUUGACUUGAGUACGGUGGAUAUUCUUUUGAUAAGCCAUUUCCACGUCGAUCAUUCCUCCGCUCUUCCCUAUGUCCUCAGCAAGACCAACUUCAAAGGCCGUGUCUUCAUGACACAUGCCACCAAGGCCAUCUACAAAUGGCUUAUCCAAGAUAAUGUCCGUGUCAGCAAUACAGCAUCUUCAUCGGACCAGCGCACCACCUUGUACACCGAACAUGACCACCUUUCUACCCUCCCCUUGAUCGAAACAAUCGACUUCAACACAACUCAUACCAUCAACAGCAUUCGCAUCACUCCCUUCCCUGCAGGUCAUGUUCUUGGUGCUGCAAUGUUCUUGGUUUCUAUCGCCGGAUUGAACAUUCUUUUCACUGGCGACUACUCCCGUGAGGAGGAUCGACAUCUUAUCCCAGCCGAAGUACCCAAAGGCAUCAAGAUCGAUGUCUUGAUCACCGAGUCCACGUUCGGAAUAUCAUCUAACCCUCCUCGCUUGGAACGUGAGGCAGCACUUAUGAAGUCGGUAACGGGUGUAUUAAAUCGUGGCGGAAGAGUUCUGAUGCCGGUGUUCGCCCUCGGCCGUGCUCAAGAACUGCUGCUCAUUCUAGACGAAUACUGGGAACGACACCCUGAAUUGCAGAAAAUUCCAAUUUACUACAUCGGAAAUAUGGCACGACGAUGCAUGGUCGUGUAUCAGACAUAUAUAGGAGCGAUGAAUGAUAAUAUUAAGCGACUCUUCCGACAGCGAAUGGCAGAGGCAGAAGCAAGUGGCGAUAAAAGUGUCAGCGCUGGACCUUGGGAUUUCAGAUUCGUUCGAAGUCUGAGGAGUCUCGAAAGAUUUGACGACUUGGGAGGGUGUGUCAUGCUGGCCUCACCUGGUAUGCUGCAGACAGGAACAAGUAGAGAGCUGCUUGAGCGAUGGGCCCCAAGUGAGCGUAAUGGUGUCGUGAUGACCGGUUACAGCGUCGAAGGAACAAUGGCCAAGCAGUUACUGAACGAGCCUGAGCAGAUCCCAGCCGUGAUGUCAAGAGCAGCGGCAGCAGCAAGGAGAGGUGUCACUUCAGGGAACGAGGAGGAGCAAAAAGUUAUGAUUCAACGAAGGUGCACUGUGGACGAGAUCAGUUUUGCUGCACAUGUGGAUGGCGUGGAAAAUAGAAACUUCAUCGAAGAAGUAGCUGCACCCGUUGUGAUUCUCGUUCACGGUGAGAAGCACCAAAUGAUGCGACUCAAGUCAAAGCUGCUCAGUCUCAACGUAGACAAGACCGUGAAGGUGAAGGUCUACACCCCAGCAAACUGCGAUGAAGUUCGCAUUCCUUUCAGAAAGGACAAGAUUGCAAAGGUUGUGGGAAGAUUGGCACAAGUGGCACCGCCUUCAGAGGAGGACAAUGGCCAACUGAUGGCCGGUGUCCUCGUUCAGAAUGGAUUCGACCUGUCACUCAUGGCGCCUGACGAUCUCCGUGAGUAUGCCGGUUUGACGACCACAACUAUCACAUGCAAACAGCACAUUACUCUCAGCUCCGCCAGCAUGGAUUUGAUCAAGUGGGCACUCGAGGGUACGUUUGGAGCUAUUGAAGAGGUUGGCACUCGCGAAGUACAUACCAAGGAAGAGGGCAAAGACGAUUCUUUGAAGGAGGAUGCCGACGAAGAAAUCCCGAUGGAAAAGAGCCAAACGUACUUGGUCAUGGGAUGUGUCAUCAUCCGUCACAAUCCUCGCACACGCGAGGUAGAGCUGGAAUGGGAAGGCAACAUGAUGAAUGACGGUGUUGCUGACGCAGUCAUGGCGGUUCUCCUAACUGUUGAAAGCAGUCCUGCAUCUGUGAAGCAAUCCGCCAAAAACAAACACCACCACCACCACCAUCACGACGAUGUGCCAGAACUGCCUAACCCCCACUCGCAGCUUGGAUCUGAAGAGCGUUUCGCGCGUCUUCUCAUGAUGCUGGAAGCACAAUUUGGAUCUAACAUUGCUCCCAUUGAGCGUCCACGACUCCCGUCCGAGUUACUUGGCAAUGGCGCAAAGAAACCCACUGAGAGCGCAGAGCAAACACCAGCCACAGAGGCAGAGGACGAAGACGACGAGCGCACCGCAGAACUGGAAGAGGUUGAACUUGCCCGACUGCACAUGCUGGGAAUCCCCGUUCCUGGUAUUGAGAUCAAGGUCGACAAGCAUGUUGCUCGGGUAUGGCUCGAGGAUCUGGAGGUUGAAUGCGCAAACCCUGUCAUGAGGGAUAGAGUCCGGGUAGUUGUUGAACGGGCCGUGGAAACCGUUGCUGGUAUGUGGACUGAGGGUCCUUCGCCAGCGCCUGUUACGAAUGGAACUGCAAAGGACAAGACUGGUGAUGUCCCAAAGAGUGUUGAGAUUGAGGCCAAGGCAUGAUGUAUUAUUUAGAUGUGUGUACUAUUUAGGGGCGUGGGAAACGAUUUGCCUGAUUCGAAAACCCAAAAUACAUAUGCUAGGAAAAUGAUCUACAGACAGUGUCUUGCAGAUCCCUACUCCAUAAAGACCCUGUCAUUUUAAUACCAUUGCUUAUCAGCCCUGCUAUGACGACAGUCCGUUAGAGUGGCGCCU